CUUAUAAUUCAGUGUUCGCAUAUUUUUUUGAUUACUUCGUGUAAACAAUGUUGCCACCUCCAUAUGUCACUAGUGUCGCUCGUCCCGGCUCUGUUGUCAAACUAAAUCCGACAUCUGUCAAAUUACUUUCUCCAUUGUCGCGCUAUCUACUGUCAUAACCAAGCAAGAGCAGCAAUGAAUUCAAAUUUUUCCAAAGAAUUAGUGCAGCAGGAAGUUGUUAGCCACAAUUUGCAAGUUAAAGCCUUAAUUCAGGAUAUUAAUCACAUCAAUGGCCCCAUGGAACUAUUGAAUGACAUGAAUGCUGAUGGUCGUGAGAAAUUAUCUCAGCUCCGCAAGUUUAUUGAACGGUAUGAAACUAUUCUCAGAGAAACAACAGACUCCAUGGAAAGACAAGAACUUCUGAAAGAUGUAGAGAGUCAUCGCCAACAGUACACCAGCUCAUUAACAGCAUUUAGACAAGCAAAUAUAAAUGCUAUGCUUCGAAUUGAAAAUGCUGCCAAAGCUGAACUUAUGAGCCACGGUGACAAGGAUAAUUCAUCUGACUUUGGUGCACGGCAAAGAAAAGACAAAGCUGGAUUAGCAAAAAUGUCCAACAAUGUCACAGAUCAACUUUUGACAAUCAGCCGCAACUUGGCUGACACAACACAGCGCAGCGCUGAAACACUGGAAACCUUGGCAAAUUCUUCAACAAGUGUCCAUAGCACCAGAGAUGAGCUUAUGACUACAUCCAGUGUUAUUCAGCAAUCUGGGACUUUGUUGGCGAAGUAUGGCAGAAGAGAGCUGACAGAUAAAGUUCUCCUAUUCUUUGCAUUUGCGUUUUUUUUUGCAUGUGUACUGUACAUUGUUCAUAAGCGGUUGUUUUAGAAACAUAGAUAUAAAUAAAAUUUACUAAUAAAAUA
This is a messenger RNA of Thrips palmi, 899 nucleotides long. It is a transcript of the gene Sec20, whose product is annotated as vesicle transport protein SEC20. Bases 175 to 864 code for a protein of 229 amino acids. Gene Ontology annotation, molecular function: SNAP receptor activity. The record is from RefSeq and is a predicted model, not a curated record. Gene Ontology annotation, cellular component: SNARE complex; endoplasmic reticulum. Gene Ontology annotation, biological process: retrograde vesicle-mediated transport, Golgi to endoplasmic reticulum. Lineage: Eukaryota; Metazoa; Arthropoda; Insecta; Thysanoptera; Thripidae. The transcript has 5 exons.